Messenger RNA from Actinia tenebrosa (Australian red waratah sea anemone), 2304 nucleotides. RefSeq names its product exostosin-2-like. Lineage: Eukaryota; Metazoa; Cnidaria; Anthozoa; Actiniaria; Actiniidae. The record is from RefSeq and is a predicted model, not a curated record.
UUGACAGACAGACAUUCAUUGAGAACAUCAACAUCAAAUGAAGAAAAAAGACUUGAUAAAACGGUGACUUAAAAAUCUCGAUUGCAAAAUUUAGUCAUUGGGAAUCCUAGUUUAGUAUUCAGUUGAUAGACCUAUUCAGUGGAUGAAUACAAUAGAUUGAAUGAAUUAUGGAAUAUUGCCAAGUCUUUAUCACUUGAUAUUGUGAUACUACUGACAUGAAGGUCGAUGGUUCGAUGCAUGGAUAUACUAAAAAAUACCGAAAAUCCGAUAAACCUUUCUUUACGAGGAACGUAUUUCUACCAAGGAUGCGUCUAAAGACAAGGACUGUAUUCCUAGUGGCGGUUCUUUUCGCUGCUUUCCUCGUCUUCGUUAGCUCACAGAUAUGGACUCGAUACCGUUCAGAAGAUGAUGGAUUCUCAACUGACAGACAUCAUUCUGGUUCAAAAAACGUUAUUCGUGUCCUAAACAAUUCAGCAUCUCCUUUAAAAACAGACCUAAAGUGCCGUAUGUUCUCCUGUUUCGAUAUCUAUCGCUGUAAAUUCAAUGAGAAUAGUUUAAUAAGUGUUUAUGUUUAUCCGUUUAAUGACUAUGUUGAUGGAAAAGGAAACAGAAUCCACAUGAAGCCAGUUUCCCAACAGCUUUAUGAACUGCUCACUGCUAUAAAGCGUAGCAGUUAUUAUACAAGUGAUAGAAAAAGUGCUUGUAUUGUUGUUCCUUCUAUUGACUUGCUAAAUCAAAAUAGAAUGGAUUUGACUUCUGUACAAAAUAUGCUGUUAAGCUUGCCCAGUUGGACACAAUCAGGUCAAAAUCACCUGAUAUUCAACAUGCUACCAGGUGGCCACCCUGAUUAUAACACAUCUUUAGAUCUUCCUCUUGGAAAAGCUAUCCAAGCAGGGGGAGGCCUGUCAACAUGGACAUACAGACCUGAAUAUGACAUUAGCAUUCCAGUGUACAAUGUCCUUACCAAUAAACAAGUAGCAUUAGCUCAAAACAGGCAAACAAGAUGGCUUGCAAUUUCAAGUCAAGUCAAUUAUUCCCCUGAAUACAGAAAAGAACUCAAUGAACUGGCCAAGAGCAGCCAAGACUAUCUUAUAUUAGAACAGUGUGCUGACCCUAAGAAUGAUAAUCCUUUGAAGAGAUGCAAGGAUGGCACUGUCUAUAGUUAUCCAGAUGUUCUGCAGAGUGCAACAUUUUGCAUGGUUAUCAGAGGUUUGCGUCUGGGACAAAGUACUCUCAUGGAUUCAUUGAUGAUGGGAUGUAUACCAAUAGUGAUAAGUGAUAACUAUGUUUUACCAUUUUCUGAAGUUCUUGAUUGGAAAAGAGCUGCUAUUGUCGUACCAGAAGAUGAUAUCCAAACAAUCCCAAAUCUUCUAAAAGACAUUUCUUCUAAAGAAAUAGCAGACAUGAGACGACAGGGUCAGUUCUUGUGGAAUAAUUACUUUAGUUCCAUGAGUAAAAUAGGGCUUACAACACUGAAGAUCAUCAAUGAUAGAGUCUAUAAACACAGGGCAUGGAUGUAUGAGGACUGGAAUGCACCCUUUUCUACCUCCGAUGGCAAAAUAACAAACACAGUCCUACCACCAUUGUUUCUUCCUCUCAUCCCACCACAUUCUCAAGGCUUCACAGCAGUGGUACUGUCCUAUGACAGAGUGGACAUGAUGUUCAAAGUGUUGAAGAAAAUAUCUGAUACGCCAAGUCUUGUGAAGAUUGUAGUUGUAUGGAAUAAUGUAAAUAAAGCUCCACCUUCAGUUGCCAAGUGGCCUAAGUUAUCCAAACCAGUCAAGGUUGUCCAGACUAAGAGGAAUCGAUUGAGCAACAGUAUUUCAGUCACGUGUUCACAUACAUGAUGCCAUAUCAUAUUCGAUCCUGGGUUGACAAUCAUAUGAACUGUGAAGACAUUGCAAUGAACUUUAUGGUGGCUAACUACACAGGCAAAGCUCCGAUCAAGGUAACUUCCAGGAAGCGUUUCAGGUGUUACAACUGCACAAGCGAUUCAUUAUGGGCCAACCCGAAACACUUCGUGGAGCGGUCGGCCUGUUUAAACGAGUUCGUCAAAGCAUAUGGAGGACACAGCCCACUGAAGAGCGUGGAAUUCCGCGCUGAUCCGAUUCUCUUCCGAGAGAACGUUCCUGAUAGAAUCAAAAAAUAUAGAAACAUCGGAACUGUUUGAUAAAACCGAACUGUACUCUACAGCUUUUUUAUUGUAACUGAAAAGCCUAUAACGGGAGUCGUAAAGUGCAAACAGUAUAUCGGUGGAAUAGUAUUAACUAGUUAGUACAAGACAAUAAAAACAAAAGAAAUAGA